UAUAAUUUACUUAUUUCAGCUAAUAUUGGAACAUCACAAGUCAAUCUUGAGUAUAAUAGAUCGGUUGUAAAUAAGUGCUCUAUUAGAAAAUUGAAUUAAUUAUGUUGCUAAGAUUUUUACUAUCUCAAACAUCCCUCCCCUGUACUAUUUUUUCCUUCACUGCAUUAUCAUUACUAUUUGGAAUAUCGCGAGAUGACAGUUACAUAGAGUUUUUGCAAAAGGAACCAAUAAAGUACGAUUUUAUAAUAGUCGGUGCUGGAUCUGCAGGAUGUGUGGUUGCAAAUCGACUAUCAGAGAAUCCAAAUUGGAAUGUUCUCUUACUGGAGGCAGGAAAAGAGGAACCAUUACUAUCGGAAGUACCAGCACUUUCAGAAUUAUUUGCCAUGACACAUUUUGAUUGGCAGUAUAAAAUUAGUAAAGAAAACAAUGCAUGCAAUGUAAAAGGAACUUUUCCAAUGAGAAACGGAAAAGUAAUGGGAGGAACAAGUUCAAUGAGUUAUAUGUUUUACGUUAGAGGAAAUCGCGAAGAUUAUAAUAAUUGGGAACGAAUGGGAAAUCAAGGAUGGAGCUACAACGAUGUGUUACCUUAUUUCAUAAGAUCAGAGGAUAAUAGAGAUCAGGACAUUUUACAAAACAGUACCAACUAUCAUGGAACUGGAGGAUACAUGACUGUGGAACGUUUACCAUAUAGAGAUCCAAAUACAGACGUGAUCCUUCAAGGAUAUCAAGAACUUGGAAUGAGACCUACUGACGUUAAUGGUGAAAAUCAAUUGGGAUCAAUGCUUUCACAAACAAUUUCAAAAAAUGGAUCACGAAUGAGUACCAAUAGAGCAUUCAUAAGACCAUUUAGACAAAGAAAGAAUUUAUUCAUUAAAACACAAGUUUACGUGACGAAAAUUUUAAUCGAUCCCUUUACAAAAAGUGCAAUUGGUGUUCAAUACACAUCAACACUUACAGGUGACACAAAAAUAGUGUUUGCUAAAAAGGAAAUUAUCGUCUCUGCCGGUGCAAUUGAAUCACCAAAAUUAUUAAUGCUCUCUGGAAUUGGACCAAUUAGUGAUCUUUUUCUACACGGUAUUCCAGUCAUGAAAAAUUUAUCCGUUGGUCACAAUCUUCAUGAUCACAUUGGUGUUUUUGGAUUAUUUGGAAAUAUAGAAUCAAGCAAUUCUCCUUUUCCAAGUUGUCAGGAAAAUAUGGGUGAUUUAAAUAAUUUCUUUAAAGAACAUACAGGACCACUGGGUUCAAUAGGACUCAUAUCGACAACAGGCUUUUUACAAACAAAAUUCGAGAAUAGAACAGGCAUUCCUGAUGUACAACUCUUGUGUGCUGGAAUAAGUCCCAUUGUAUCACAUUACAAUAAAUUUACAAUAGUUCCAACUAUUUUAGCACCAAAAACUCGUGGUUUUGUUAAACUCAAUAAAUUCCGUCCCAUAUGGGGUAGUCCAGAAAUUAAUCAAAGAUGCAUGGUGGAUGAUGAUAUUCAGAGUUUGAAAGAAGCAACAAAAAUGGCCUUAAGGAUAUUUAAUACAACAGCAUUUAGACAAAAUAAUUUUACAUUUAUAAGUCACCCAUUACCGGGUUGUCAUAUGUUUCAAUUCAAUACUGAUGAGUAUUGGGAUUGUGUGAUAAGAAAUUUUCCCGUUUUAGUAAAUGAACAAGUUGGAACAUGUAAAAUGGGUCCACGAGAAGAUAGUGAAGCUGUUGUUGAUUCAAGAUUACGUGUUCAUGGUAUUAAUAAUUUGAGAGUUGUUGAUGCUUCAAUUAUACCAAUAAUUCCAAGAGGAAGUCUUUUGGCUCCAGUUAUAAUGAUAGGAGAAAAGGGUAGCGAUAUGAUAAAACAAGAUUGGUCCUAAUUAUUUCCUAAUAUUAAAUAAUAAAAUUAUUAAAAUCUGUUUUAAAGACUA
Messenger RNA from Leptopilina boulardi, 1904 nucleotides. RefSeq names its product glucose dehydrogenase [FAD, quinone]-like. Lineage: Eukaryota; Metazoa; Arthropoda; Insecta; Hymenoptera; Figitidae. Bases 102 to 1853 code for a protein of 583 amino acids. The record is from RefSeq and is a predicted model, not a curated record. The transcript has 5 exons. Gene Ontology annotation, molecular function: oxidoreductase activity, acting on CH-OH group of donors; flavin adenine dinucleotide binding.